AAUUACUCUCCAAGUUCGUUCAUUCCAUCUGCUAGUAGUAUUUCAACUACCGAACUUCACUUCCAACCUCCAUUCCCAAGCCACCUUCCCUCUUGAACUCAUUCUCGGUCGGGUACUCUGUUACUCCCUCACUUUCAGAUAAUUCACCAUGUUCCGCUCCGCUGUCGUCCGCUCCCUCCGGGCCUCUGUGCCUCGUGCCGUCAAGACUUCGGCUCCCUUCCAGAUCCGUAGCUCUCCUGUCGCUCGCCCGGCUCAAUUCGCCCCUCGCUUUGCCUACCAGGGUGUCCGUCUCUACUCCGCUCCUGCCGGUCUGAACAAGGAGGAGGUUGAGGGCCGCAUAGUCAACCUGUUGAAGAACUUUGACAAGGUCUCCGAUGCCAGCAAGAUCAACAGCGCCUCUCACUUCACAAACGACCUCGGUCUGGACAGCUUGGAUACCGUUGAGGUUGUCAUGGCCAUCGAGGAGGAGUUCAGCAUUGAGAUCCCCGACAAGGAGGCCGAUGCCAUCCACAGCGUCGACAAGGCUGUUGAGUACAUCCUUGCCCAGCCCGAUGCCCACUAAAUACGCGCGUAAUGAGGAACCGGGAAGUUGUUGGAGGAUUAGAAUAGAAGAAAUGGAAAGGGGAUGAUGGCGUGCAUCUACAGGGAACUCGCCACUGCGGAGGAUCCGGGUAGCUGGGGAUGCUACCCUGUAUGCUGAUACAUGCCUGUGCUCUUUCAUACUCUACUAUAUCGUGUAUAUCACCUUUGGGAAUGCCGUUCUGACUCAUUUGG
Molecule: messenger RNA, 774 nt
Organism: Aspergillus homomorphus CBS 101889
Lineage: Eukaryota; Fungi; Ascomycota; Eurotiomycetes; Eurotiales; Aspergillaceae
Gene: acpA
Product: acyl carrier protein
Exons: 6
Coding region: 149-562 (137 amino acids)
Biological process (GO): fatty acid biosynthetic process
Cellular component (GO): mitochondrion
Molecular function (GO): acyl carrier activity; acyl binding
Source: RefSeq, a predicted model, not a curated record